Leptonychotes weddellii (Weddell seal) is the source of this 328-nucleotide messenger RNA. The record is from RefSeq and is a predicted model, not a curated record. Lineage: Eukaryota; Metazoa; Chordata; Mammalia; Carnivora; Phocidae.
GAAGCUCUGCUCCUCAGCCUUCUCCCUGUCUGAAGAGGAGCUGCUCAGGAUGAGGCAGGAAGUUCACGGUUGCUUCGCUCAGAUGGAUAGGAGCUUGGCUCUGCCCAAAAUCCGGGCCCGUGUCCUGAUGCAGCAGUUUCAGACUGCCUGGCGAGAAGCAGAGUUCCUGAGGCUGGACCAGGCCCUGGCUGCCCCUGAGCUGCAGCAGCAGUCCAAGGCGAGAAAGCCGCGCUCCAAGAGUAAAAGCAAGAUAGACCUUUUGAGGAAGUGCAUUGAAGACAAAAUUCAGCUCUUUGAGGAACAGGCCCCUGAAGACCUGGUUGAAAAG